Messenger RNA from Penicillium paradoxum, 1998 nucleotides. Its product is annotated as transient receptor potential ion channel family protein. The record is from RefSeq and is a predicted model, not a curated record. The coding region runs from base 1 to 1998 and encodes 665 amino acids. Gene Ontology annotation, biological process: fungal-type cell wall biogenesis; transmembrane transport. The transcript is spliced from 2 exons. NCBI's taxonomy places the organism in Eukaryota, Fungi, Ascomycota, Eurotiomycetes, Eurotiales, Aspergillaceae.
AUGCAAUUGAAUGGCUCCCGUUUAGGAGCCUUCAUUCUCCUUCUACUCCAAAGUCUGCAGCUCGUACAGGCACUGAAUUUCCUCGAAGCCACCGGGCUGACAAAAUGUUCCGACAGUGCCGAGGUGACCGUGAACAACUUUCGCGCGGUAUUCACACCAGGUAAUAAGUCUAUAAGCCUGGACUUCGAUGGCUACUCCGAAGUCGCCGGCGAUGUCCUGAUUGACGUGGAACUCUUGGUCUAUGGGUACAAAGCGCUCGUGAAAACCUUCGACCCGUGCAGUCUGGAUUUGUCAGUAUUCUGUCCUAUGAAGGCCAUCGAACUGGAAAUCCCCACGAUCUCUGAGCUUCUCGGGGACAACGUUGUCUCGCAAAUCCCGUCGAUCGCCUACAGUGUCCCCGAUAUCGACGCUCUGGUCCGUCUGAAGCUCAAGUACAAAUCUGGAGGGAAACAAAUCACCUGUUUGGAGACCCGUAUCCGUAAUGGGAAAUCCAUCUACCAGGCUGGUGUGGCGUGGGCGCUCGCCGUCAUAACCGGCCUGGGUCUCGUCACCUCCACGGUUAUAACGCUCCUCGGGCAUUCCAAUACGGCUACGCAUCUCGCUUUCCGGUCGCUUGCCUUCCUCGGAUUCAUUCAAGCACAGGCAAUGGUUGGUAUGACUUCAGUGAAACUGCCACCCUUUGUGCAGGCAUGGACACAGAAUAUGCAAUGGAGCUUGGGAAUUGUGAAGGCAGACGCUCUUCAAACGAUUGCGACAUGGUUCCAACGUGCUACGGGAGGUACACCUUCGAAUGUGAUAACAAGAUCAAAUUCUGUGUCUGUCGUUCUACAGAAGCGUUCGGGGCUUUUCCGUCGAGCCGCAGAGAACGGGGGUCAGAUUCUGCUUCGCGGCAUCGAACGCGUCGGAAUACGUGAAGGUAUCGAACCGAGUAACAUUUUCAUGACCGGAUAUUUAUUCUAUUACUUCGUCACUGCGGUCAUCAUCAUUUGCGUUGCGCUGUUCCUGGCAGUCCGAAUGCUUCUGACUAAGAAGGAGACCCAGCUCCCAAAACUGAAUCGCGCCAUUAGCGUUACUGCAGACUGGAAAACCAUUCUCCGCAGUACUUUCUUCCGGUUAGCGUGCAUUGGAUAUCCACAGAUGUGCGUCUUGUGCCUCUGGGAAUUGCCUCGUCGGGACUCGGCCGCGGAAUUCGUGCUGGCCAUCACCAUGUGGCUUGUGACGACUGCCGUCUUGAUCUUUGCCGCAUUUAAGGUGUUCCAGCGCGCUAUCCGAUCGAAGCAGCAACACAACACGGCCGCGUACACUCUCUAUUCCGACCCUGCGACUCUGAACCAGUGGGGCUUCCUAUACAUCUACUACCGUGCUCCGGUCUUCUAUUUCCUCGUCCCCGCUCUGGUCUAUACCAUUGCCAAGGGAAUGGUCAUCGCCUUCGCUCAACCAUCACCAGUCGCACAGUCAAUUGUUUUGCUCGUUCUGGAACUCUUGAUGAUGCUCGGAACCGGCAUUAUCAAGCCAUUCAUGAGCAAGGGGGCAAAUGUCGUUGCCAUCACAGCGACAGUGCUCAACUCCCUCAACACGAUCUUCAUUCUGGUUUUCUCAGAUAUCUUCGACCAACCCGAUCUCAUGACCGGUGUUCUGGGCGUCAUCUUCUUCAUCUUCAACGCGAUCUUUACGCUCGUGCUUCUUAUCUAUCUGUUGAUAAGCAUGGUUUACGCCAUCUUCCUGAAGAAGCCUGAUACCAAGUACCGACCACUCGGCGAUGACCGCGACUCUUUCCGCUGGUCUCGCACCGACACGACAACUGAGUUAUCGUCCCUCGAGAAGGUCGCAAGAGGCGAGGAAGACGCAGACGGGCAUCUCAUGCCUCCACGCGUGGCUACUGCUCCGCCUAGUGAUGAAGACGUGUCAACGGCAGCCAGAAGACCGUAUAAUGAUGUUGUGGAUCCUUCACUGCCACUCUUCCCUCCCAGUUAUGAUAAUACCCGACGACAAUCGUGA